GCACAAACUAUGCACAUAUAAUUGGAUAUUUCUUAUAAUAAAUAGUGUUAUGUAAUCUAAGUGAAUAUGUGAUUAUAUAAUACAAAUUAUAUUUGAUAAUUGUAAUUAACAUCCAUUAUCAAGAUGGACAUCAUUUACAGUUGGUGUAUUAUCUGGUGUUUAUUAAAUCUCAUUUUAAAUGGGAAAAUUGGUCAAGCGCAAGAAGACAGUUCCACAGAAGAUCCUAUUACUGAUCCUCCCACUUUCGAUAAUACAACAAUGACCAGUACAACAAGUGAUUUCACCAAUAAACCAGAAGAGGAAAACUCUACCACAGAUGAUACUAAUUAUACUACAAUCCCCAGUUAUUCUAGUACUGACAUAAUCACAAACGAUGUCAAAGAAAUCGGAUGGAAGGAAUGUCGAAUCAAUAUUUUAUGUACUGCUGAGGCAUUAGCAAUCCACGAACUCAAGCCUGAACUUUGCAUGGAGAAACGAUCCGUUCAAUCUCUCAUCCUUCCUUGACCCUAAUUCCCUUUAGUGAUCUGUCAACUGGACAAUUAUCUGACCCGUUAAUUAUUUUCAUCCUUCUAUAACCCCCAGAUUAUUACGCAACCUUAUGUGAUAUUAGGAGUCUCGAAUCCAUUUUAUGAUGUAAUCUUUUCUAUUCUUCCAUAGAUAUAUUUUUUUCAUAAAACUAUAAAUACGAAUGUACAGCUUAAGUAAAUGAUUUUGUCGAAAAGGAACAGAAUUUCCUUCGUUGAAUUCACUUUAUUCUUAUUCAAUAACAA
Schistosoma intercalatum is the source of this 770-nucleotide messenger RNA. Lineage: Eukaryota; Metazoa; Platyhelminthes; Trematoda; Strigeidida; Schistosomatidae. The record is from the annotation of a GenBank genome assembly.